UACAGCGGAGUUCUCGGCAUGCUCGAUUUACGAGCGAAAUAUCAAACCGAGUAUACAAGAUUGACUAUUUUUGCCUUACUCAGAUAUAUUUGUGUGAACUUUAUCAACGAAAGGAAUAAGAAGAAGAAUCUGGCUACCAACGGACUCUCAGAACAUGCAUACAAUGCGUGUGCAGAUACCAGAAAGCCGAAGCACCAGCACAUUCUUAAAAAAAUUAUCAACAAUCUGCUUGUGGAGACUGUGGCAUCUCUUGAUCUUUUGUGUUUUGAAUGGUGACCCUAUAUGAUCACUCAUAAUUGAUAGCCAGUGCCCACGAUGACUUCAUUGAUGGGAGUAGCUGCCAGCAAAGCAUGACAUGCAGAAGCCAGAUGUGAAAACUAGUGCAAAAUCCUUGCCCAUCCUCCCAAGUACAGCUGCAGGCAACAACAUCCGGGCCAUACCUAUCAGCACAUCCAUACCUUCAGGAUCAAGUGUCAAUACUAUUGGAGGCAAUGUAAACCACAGCAGACCUGACACUGCAUCCAGUCAUGUGACCACAACUGUCUCAGCCAGUUCUUUACCCUUAACACCUCAGCCUAGCCUGAUCCACAUACAAAACAGAACUGUAGUAGGUGGUACCAUAGGAGGGCCUGUUCCAGUUAAUAUCCUUCGAGGAGCUACCCAGGCUGCAUCAGUCAUGUCGCAGCAGCACCCCACAUCUUUUCCAUCACACUUGCCGCGAGGGGCUGUGGCAGCAUCGGCACUCACUCUUACUAAAAACUCUGCAGCAGCUGUGCUGCGAACAGGAAGCUCCGUAGCUAGUCAGAUUCCAGCUGCACCAUCUGUGCCUUCAGUUUCAGUUUCUGUGCCAGUCCAAGGUCUUGCUAGUGCCCUGAGCAGGUCACAGGUCAUCUCUGCCAUUCGAACUACCACACCACCUGCACCUCGUUCUACAAGUCCUGCUGUCAGCAUUUCUGAUCACACGAGAGCGAAUUUGAUUGUUCAUGGAGGCACGACGUCAGGCACGACUGCCGGCCACAUUUCUGGACAGCCCGUUCAGAUCACUCUUACACAGCGUGUAGGAGCUGCAGGUCAAGCUGCAGCAAUUGCAGACAGCAUCAAACCAGGCAGUCUCGUGGCUUUGGGUCCAAAAACAGUCCAUGUGGCUCAGUCAGGUCAACCACAUCCACUAGUGCAGCAUCCAAAAGUUGCUACAGGUUUACAGAGCAGUGGUGUAGCUGGGGUGGCAGUUACACCCCAGCAGCUUCAGCAGCAGGCUGCUUUGGCGGCGUCCAAACCCGGUGCGCUGGCAGUGAAUGCAGCAGUCCCUGCUAUCACCAUCAACUCGUUAUCAGCCCCUGUCACACCAGCCACAGUUGUGGCCCCUGCAGCGGCGGCACCAGCUUCCAUACCUAUAGCGAAGGUAACUCCUCAAAGGCAGCAAACAGCUUUAUCUGCGAACUUACAGCAAACACCAUUAGCCAUUCAGACGGUGCCAUCAGGGAGUGAGUUCUCAAACAUGCCAGAUAUCAGUGCCAUGGCAACACAGUCUGGUGCUAGCCAGCUCUUGCUGUCCCAGACUCACCGUGGUAAUACUGUUACCAUGGCUACAAGCUCUGCAAUAGCAACCUUGGCAACAUCUGCAGCUACUUCACUAAAUCCACAAUCUGCUGACAGGUCUGUGCAGCAACAGCACCCCUUCAAUCUCACGGCAACACCAGGGCAAGGACAGGACUCAAUGUGGCUGCAACACAUCCUAUACCAGGCUCAAGCACCGCUUGUUCCUGGCCCCCAUAAUGCCUCCACAAUCAUGCGACCAGCAACAUUUUUCAUCCCCCGUCCUUCUCUAGAGCAGAAUAAACUGACAAGUCAGACACCAAACUUGGCAGCUUCAUUGUCUCACCCUCUGAAUGCUGCACAACCCGCAGUGCUCUUUAACCCAAGAAUGAUGGUUGACAGUCUGCGCCAGCCAUUGCCGCUAAGCACCAAUGCUGCUUUCACUGCUGCAGCGGUCACAUCAGCCCCUGCAAGUCUGACUGUUGUUAACAGUGAUAGUAAGCCAGUCAUUUCAUUGUCAACCAACACAGUUUUAUCAGGCCUACAGACUUCCAUAAUCACCACAUCAACCACGUCUGCUGAACAUUCUCAUCCAGCUUCGUCGUCUUUGCACAUUGCCACCAGCAUACAACCUGCCUCAGCUGUUGCUUCUGCCUUAUCCCCAGGACUAAAUUUGGCUGCUGCCCUUCCCAGCAUGCCAUCCCGACCAACAGUAGCAUCAAGUAUCAUCGCUGCCGCAACAGCACAGCAAGUACAUGCUACAUCGGGGACUCAGCCACAACCGCCUGGUACACCAGGUGGCACAUCAUCAAAUACCAAUCCUGGCUCUUCACCCAGGCCAAGCAUUUUGCGAAAGCGUACCAUUGAUGGGAAUGUACCUGUACCACGCAGACCUAAUUUCAACUUGAUGUCAGAAAGUCAGAGUCCACGACCCGACAACACGCCACUGUCCAAUGUUAGCUCACCCAAAACUCCAGCUACUGAAAACAGUCAGUCAUCCACAGACACUGCUUUGUCAUCCAACGAUGCCACUACUCCAACUCACAACUCCCAUUCAGACCUAAAAAUCAAGCAAGAGCCAGGGGACACGCUAGAAAAUGGCACCACCAUGGUGGCCUCUCCUGCCGUGAGUUUUUCUGGAAGCAUGACGGAUGCAUCACCACGCAAAAGGGCACGCAAACAACUUUUUGAUGUCUCCCACAGAAAUGUGAACGAAGAACUCAAGGAUAAUACAUCAACAGAUGAUGAGAUAGAGCAUCAACCUGACGCGAAGGAUGAUCUUGUUGAUGGCUCCACUGAAAAAAGAAAUGAGUAUAUUGAUGAAGAUGGAGUGCGUUGGACAACAGAGAAAACAAAACCAUCUAUCUCCAUCUUGGGAGAAUAUAACACCAGCUGGAAGCCACGAUGUAACCAUUUUCUGCGCUACAGUGAUGUCAGGCCCAAAGAUGACCGUCGACCAACUGUAAAUGAAUUAGCAAACCAGCGUGGAAUCUUACAGAAGUCAAGUGGUUGGAAGUUGUUCCACAUGGCAGCACAACUAGAAGACCUGGUGGAGAAUGAACAAAAGACGCACCAGAAAAUUGCAGAAAUCAAGGCCAGCCUGGCUGCUCGUGUUGGAGCUCGACAGGUGUCUGAUCCAGACUUUAACGUCCUUCAGGAACUAACACAGGCAAACCUUCAGAGGUGUCAGCUGAUAUCAGACCAGCUCAUGGAAGCCAAACAGAAUAUGCUGAACAUUCUUAAUCACCGACCCAAGAUACAAGAAAUCAUUCAUAAGAACCUUUCUAAACGUCCAAUCAAGAAGAAAGAACGCACAUAGUGGAAGGCAAAAGUCAUGACGUCGCUGAACACUAUACUCAGGGCUCGAAAGUGGGUCCGUAUGCUGGUUUGAUUAAUCAGGUGCAAGAUCUGAUGAAAGGGAAAGGUUACCAUAAAAGAUGCAAAUGACAGUGCCCCAAAUCUUUGAAACCCAGUGUAAGGUCAAAACGUUUUAGGGAAAGAUUUAAAUUUAGGAUCUCUUAAAGCCAGUUUGACAGACAUGUAAGAUCGUCUAACCUUUGAAAAGUCGGUCUCAGGUAAUAGGGUAUUUUAUUGAUACAUCCUUGCAUCAGAUGGAGCAGGUCAUCUGGUUGAGAUCUGCGGACCUUUUAACAAAAGAUCUGCAGGGUACUCACUGGAACUGGUGUUGAGACAUCGAUAAACUAAUGAGACGUCCAUAGGAGACUGGUGCUGAGAUGCAUUCAGGUCAGAGAGCCUCACAGACAUGAUUGGGCUAACUCAGAUGGGAAGGGGGAGCUUAAUUCGCAAAGGCAAAGCUCUAUUUAAAUUGUAAAAACAAUUUUCUAAUACAGAAAAAACAAUUGUGAAUAAAAAUAUCCCAAGAGCAUCAAGACUGUGUCAUAUGAGCUGUAUGUGUAAAAUAAACUGAGCUGCUGCAGAUUCCUAGGAUUGUUUCGUUUCUUCACAGCAUCAUAGACAGCCUUAUGGUGGAGAUCUUACCAGCAAAAGACAUAAUUCCCUUAUUUAUUCAUUGGAGUGAGUACAGGAGUCGGCGUUCAAGUGCUGUUACAAAGACAAGAAGUCUCCAGGGAAAAGUUUCCUGCAUUGCAAAAAGCCUUUUUAUUUCCCCCCCAUCCCUCCAAGACUCUUAAUCUUGAAGGCUUUGUAGAAUAGCAUUCUUGAAGUAUUUAUGAGACAGGAAACUGUCACAGUUGCAAUUUUGUCGUCAACUGGAAAAUUAGUGGUGCAUCUCUUGCAGAACAGCAAGGUUUUGUGCAAACAGGAAGCCAUCACUUGAUGAUGACUGCUGAAUUGUGUCAGCAUGUCAUUUGCUACCACAGAAAGAACUCGUGGGAUCUUUCUGGGAAUGAUGCAAAAAAGUUAAUGUGUUACAGAGAGCUUUUCUCUGUAUAAUUCACUUAAGCCUUUCAUGACACUUGACUGUGUAAUGUUUGCAUACAAACCAAAUGCAGCUGACAAAUACCUGCCAUUUGGACCAGCCAUUGGCCCCAGAACUUUCUGCUACUAUGAUGAAAUGACAAGUGCUUAAAAUUACGUAGACUAUGCUAGUGCUGUCACUGGAAACUGGCAAAAGUUACCAUGGAAACAGUCCUUCCUCGCACAUUCAUGGUCCAUUAUAUGCAUUGAAAGGAGACUUCUUUGAAGAUGAUGCUGCUUCCUUGGGCUAGCCAAAUGCCUCGGCUGUAUUAUAGAAUUCAAGUGAGCACUAAAAAUAUUGUGGAAUAACUUUAGUGUACAAACUGAAGUAGCCUUUCAAACAAGUCUCUAUAGCUGGAAGAGACUUGCAAAAAAAAAAAAAGGCAGGGUCACUUCUGCCUGUAUGCUUUUAGAGAUGGUGUGGUUAUACAGGAUACAGGACCUGCAGAAAUGAAGUGUUUUAUUUGGGUUCACUGCUCGUCCUCAAAGCUGAUGGAAGUAAACUGUAGUGAGGUGGCUACAAUGUAGUAGACAUCAGGACACGAUCUCAGAAGUGAAACAGAGCUGAUUGAGUGAGUAGGGAGGAGCUGUGCAAUGUUGAAGCUCAGUGCACUAGAAAGUAAGCGUGGCAGAUAUUUAAUGGCACAUUUUGUCCUCGACUUUAUCAAUAAAUCUCCACAGAAAAGCAGCUGCAGAACCAUUGGCACCACAACUAGCUUCCAGUCUUCUGCCAUGUGAUUCUCAGUUCAUGGGAAUAUUGUGGACAAAAAAGUGAACCGCAGAUGGUAUUUGUCAGUAUGGUUUUCCGGUUGCUGUAUUGUCCUAAUCGUGCUUUGUACAUGUCUUUAAUAUAACUGAAUAACUGAACCUUGUGUACUGUGUUCAUUCAAUAUCUGCUAUGCAGAAACUGUUGCAUUCAUUACAUGUGCAGCAAAUUGCAUUCAUUUCCUAGUGAGGUUGUAAGAAUAGUUUUGAUCUCUUAGUCACUACAAGUUAAUGUUUAUAUGCAUGAGUGAAUGCACACAAGGUCUGUUCAUCUGCUGGUACUCAAUGUUUUUUUUUACAUUUUACCAGCCUCACUAUCCGCUCUUUCUGUCUUGUUUCUGGUUCUGUGUGUUUGUGAAUAGGACAUUUUUGAUUAAGACUUCAAAACAAUUUUUUUCAUUCUAGAGACAUUGUAUAACUGACAUGAAUUGAACAUUGCUGAGAGAUUCAAAGAAAUCUUUAGCAGCAAAAUAAAGUGAUCAACACCAAG
Molecule: messenger RNA, 5728 nt
Organism: Pomacea canaliculata
Lineage: Eukaryota; Metazoa; Mollusca; Gastropoda; Architaenioglossa; Ampullariidae
Product: histone deacetylase complex subunit SAP130-like
Exons: 20
Coding region: 356-3355 (999 amino acids)
Biological process (GO): negative regulation of transcription by RNA polymerase II
Cellular component (GO): Sin3-type complex
Source: RefSeq, a predicted model, not a curated record